Messenger RNA from Drosophila virilis, 1100 nucleotides. Its product is annotated as SAP30-binding protein. The record is from RefSeq and is a predicted model, not a curated record. Gene Ontology annotation, cellular component: nucleus. Gene Ontology annotation, biological process: regulation of DNA-templated transcription. Lineage: Eukaryota; Metazoa; Arthropoda; Insecta; Diptera; Drosophilidae.
AAAUGAAGUAGACAGCACUAAGAAACAAAUUGCAAUAAUUAUUUAAUUGUUUAAAGAAUUGGUGCAUAGCUAAAAUUAAAUAUUAAAACACAAUGAGCCAUUCCGCCCUGGCCAGUUUGACGGCACAGUACACGGACUCAGAAAACGAAGGCGACGCCAGUCCGGAUUCAGAAAACUCCACAGCGUCACAGGUAAUAAUACCAAAGCCAGCCACACCAACGCCAGUUACGCCCGUCAAGCAGGAGCCGGAGCCCGAGAAGAAAUACAAGAAAAAGAAACGCGCCAAGAAGCUGCGACGUUUGGUUAGCUACCAGGACGAUACGUUGAUCUCCGACGAGGAGGAUGACCGGGCACAGGAGUCCAGCGAAGAGGAGUCAUCCAGUGAGAGUGCCAGCUCGGAACUAGAGAGUGAGCAGCACGAAAAUGGCAAAGAGAAAAACAACGUAAAACCGGAAGGCGGCGCAGAUACGCCCAUGCAGCUGGACGACGAUGAUUCCAACACAUACAAUGCGGACGAUCGCUCGGCGGAGAGCUACGAGAAGGAUCCCAAAUAUGCCAAAUAUAAGUUUCAAUUGCCGCCAGAGCCCAAAGGCCAUCCGCCGCCGGAACUGGUGGCUAAGAUCACGAAAAUGUACACGAAAAUGCGGCAAACCAAUAUGGACAUGAAUCGUGUUAUUCAGGAUCGCAAGGAGUUUCGCAAUCCCAGCAUUUAUGAGAAGCUGAUCAGUUUCUGUGACAUCAACGAAUUCGGCACCAAUUAUCCGCCAGAAAUCUACGAUCCGCUGCAGUGGGGCGAGGAGAGCUACUACGAAGCGUUGUCCGCAGUUCAGAAAACUGAGAUGGUCAAGCGGCAAAAGGAUCGCAAGGAGAUGGACAAGGUGGAGCAGGCGACGGCGCUGGCACGCAAAGUGGAGGAGGAGGCCAAGAAGCGCAAAUCGAAGUGGGACCAGCCGGCGGCAAAGGCAACAUUACCUGCAUUGACCACCACCGUGACUGGCACCAAGGGCACCGUCAUAUCAGCGUUCGGUUCGCUGCCCAAGAAACCAGCGGUCUAGUUUAAUCAAUACAACCUAUGAUAAAUAAAAAUACUUAUUUAAAUA